Molecule: messenger RNA, 5545 nt
Organism: Rhincodon typus (whale shark)
Lineage: Eukaryota; Metazoa; Chordata; Chondrichthyes; Orectolobiformes; Rhincodontidae
Product: rho GTPase-activating protein 6-like
Exons: 10
Coding region: 791-3274 (827 amino acids)
Biological process (GO): signal transduction
Source: RefSeq, a predicted model, not a curated record
AUGGGGAGAGAGUGUUGCACUGUCAAAGGUGGAGCAUUCGGUGAAACAUUAAACCGAGCCCUCUAUUUGGAGGAGCAGGCGUUAUUUCCCUUACCGCCCUUAACCAAAUCCGAAAGACAGAUUACACCUGGUCUUCAGAACAGGUGAUGUUCGCUGGAGCUUGCUGCCUUCCUUAAACAGUAAUGGCAAGGUGAAGCGCUCCAGCUGACUCUAAUGCACUUUGGGGGGGAGUCAGGAGGUGUGAAAGGCGACGUACGGAUGUAUUUUCAUUGACUUUUUACAUCGAGAUGGACACAGAUGGACACAGCCCCGUGUCCCAGAUGUUGCAAUGACCGCUUCCAGCGUUCACUGCCCUUGCUUAUAUCGGAUCCCUGAGCAGCCGUUCUGGCUGUGUGUAGGCGGCGCGGGUGCAGAUCCGCGAGGGUUAAUGGGAGUUUGCCAAGAGCCUUUAGUGUGAGUGGAGGGUGCGGAUGUGAGUUGGAGACGCUGCUUGGGUCUCUCCUCCUCCUCGCCCUCAGUCCCACUCGGCGCUCCGCCUGUCUGCUCCAUUCCACCCCAGUCCGGCCAAAAAAAAAGAACAAAAAAGCCCUGUUCAUUCACCCGCUCGGGUCGGGAGCUGUUGAUAUUGUUGCCUUUUGGAGUCGGGCUCGCUGUACGAUGGUGGUGAUGAGCGCGUCUCCCCACCAAGCCCCGGGAGCGGACUCUCAGCUGAUGGGACCGAGUCGCCUCUCAACCUUCACACACACAGAGUAAAGUCAGCUGCCGGGUUCAAAACACCUCUCUCCCGGAGAUGUCCGCUCAGGGUUUGUACCAAGGUGGAGGUGCUGCCGGAGGAGGAGGAGGAGGAGGAGGAGGAGGUGGUGGUGGAUGGUUAAACACGGUUCUCUUUUGCUCCUCGCCAUCGGCCAAGACCAUGUCCAAGAGAAAACUGCGCCAGACCAGGAGCCUGGACUCGGCGAUUAUUCGGGGCUACGGCACCGACAGCGAGCUGGCGGCGGACGAUUUCGAUACGCCCCGGAGUACCUGCCUGAGGUCCAAGUACGCGAGUGCCAGCAACCCCUUGUCUCCUCGGAGCUCGGCCGAGAGCUUGGUCAGCACCCGCUCGCUGCGGUACAGGCAGUGCCCCCGCUCCCCGCUGGAGAAGUCUCUCUCCGCCAACUUCAGCUUCGACUACGAUCCCAGGGGAGGUGGGAAGAGAACCGCCACCUGGGACCUCUCCUUCCUCCCCAGGAACCAGUCUCAAAACCUGGCCAGCAACACCUUGUUCUCCCCGCGGAAGUGGCUGCAGAGGAAGUCACAUCAAGCUAACAGCCAGUCCUACAUAGUCUGGAGGUCAGAGGCUGACUUUACUUGGAACAGCAUGUCUGGCCGCAGUGUUCGAUUGAAGCCGGUCCCUAUCCAAAGUCUCUCUGAACUGGAGAGAGUACGGCUUCAGGAAGUGGCUUUUUAUCGGCUACAGCAGGACUAUGACUUGGGCUGCCAGGUUACAAUUCCGAAAGAUGGACAAAAGCGGAAGAAAUCAUUGCGACGGAAAUUAGACUCAUUGGGCAAGGAAAAGAACAAGGACAAAGAUAGAAACUACAUGUUGACAAUUCCCAUAUUAAAGUCAGUAUUGAAACGCAGUGACUCUGGCUCGCCACUGGCUCCUCCGGAUCUCAAUCAAUCCCCAGUGUCUCGGGCCACGCUUCGUUGGCAACAACCACGCGCAGCUGCCUCAGUAACAUUGACUUUAACACAGGAGUUGUUUCUCUUUAUCUUAGCACUCGAACAGGACGAACAGCUCAGUGCCUUGCAGCUUCUCAUUUAUCUCCUGCCCCCAUGUAAUUGUGACACGCUCCACAGACUCAUGGAGUUUCUUGCCAUGGUAACAAAUCAUGCUGAAGACACCCUGGAUAAAGAUGGACAGGAGGUGACUGGAAACAAAAUGACUUCACUUAACCUUGCCACAAUCUUUGGCCCCAACCUCCUACAUAAACAGAAGAGUUCAGACAAGGAAUUCAGUGUUCAAAGUUCAGCUCGGGCUGAGGAGAGUGCUGCCAUCAUCAACGUUGUUCAAAAGAUUAUUGAAAACUACGAAAUACUAUUCAUGGUACCACCGGAGUUGCAGAAUGAGGUACUGAUGAGCUUGCUGGAGACUGAUCCAGAUGUCGUUGACUACUUGCUGCGGAGGAAAGCUUCACAGUCGUUGAGUCCUGACCUGACGAGAGCAGAAGUCUCCUAUUCUUUGGGAGGACGACAUUCAUCUAUUGACUCUAAUAAGAUCUCAAGUGGAGAAGUGUCACCCUAUGAUAAUAAUUCUCCAGUCCUCUCAGACAGGCUGUUGACACCGGACGCAGAAGAUCUUAGCACAGGUUCUGAGAAACUCUAUAAAGUUCCUGAACAGUAUGCUUUAGUUGGACACUUAAAAUCCAAAUCUGGGGAUAGCUCUCCGGUUUCGUGGCCUGAUAAAGCUAAAAAUGCACCUUCAGAAGAAAACAUUAACAUUUGGGGAACUUGGCAUUCCACAUUGAAACAUGGGUCUAGAGAGGAAGGGAUAACAGGUUCGUAUGGAGAUAUUUAUCAAAGCAGUGUGCUACAGCAAAGACAGUGUUCUCUGUCACAGGGAAACCUCACGGCAGACUGGCCUGUCAUUCAGGCCUCUUCUACGUCUUCUCUGGACAAUGCAAAGCAGCCUGUGCGAAGAACUCAUACUGCAGAAGGUGCCCCUGAGUACAGAACCCACACUCCUGUGAGUCGUGUUUGCAGCAGCCCUCAAGUGCCAGGAGGUAAGAAACAUGUGCAGUUGAGCCUGGAAUCUUUGUGCCUCAGUCAUGACCAGCGGUCCACAGGAAGCGCAGAAGAAAUUCCUCAGAAAACCUCAGAAACCUCUUUGUUGCACAAGAAACCGUGGCAGUUCCAUUUUAGGCACGGGGACAUCAACAGAAAUGAGACUCGGCCCCCUCCUCCAUACCCCGGCCCAUUGAGACAAAGCGCUCCGACUUCUAGUAAAGCUGGUACACAUCAGGAGCAAGCUCUGUCAAGACUUCAAAAGACUCAGCAAAGUUCUGUGGAACAACAGGCAGCAUCAUCCAAACAGUCAGCGCCCAACUCUGAGCAGCAGGACUCUGUUUCCUGUAACGAAGAGAAUCAAAGCUGGUCCAGGCAAACAGACCAUCAGAACAAUAAGAGCAAUUUAGCAGAGGCUGACUGGGUGGAAUGGCAGAGAGAACGAUGUCAAAUCUGGGAGCUGCUGUCUGCAGACAAUGCAGAUUCACUACCAGAAACUCUAGUAUGAUAUCUUGAACUGCUCUCACAGUAGACUUUGUUUAGAUGUCAUUUUAAUUUUUUUUAAAGAAACAAAUCAAAAUCGUCCUAUCAUUUACACAAAACAUAUUUUUAUAUUUGUGCGAUAUUUUAACUUUCUUUUACUUUUCAGGGUGUAAAACAACACAGUCUUUAACAUUCUUGUACAAAGUCAGUGUGUCUGUCAGCACCUAAAGCGUAGCAUAGGACAAUACAUUUGAAUGUUGCUGUAUGCAUAAAAUAUACAUGAAAUAUACAUAUAUAUUAUAUAUAUAUAUAUAUAUAUCUAUCCUGUGUUGUAAUUUCCAUUUGAUUUUAUAUUUAUACAUAUGUUUGUUUUGGAAGAAAUUAUGUUCAGAACUGCAUUCAAAGAAAAAAAUCUAUUUUGGACUGCUCAUACAUCAUUGCACUUAUCUUGUUGCUCUAAUGACUAAUUGUAGCCUCAGCAGCUCUGUGUACACCAACUGGUGUUUCUGUUAUUGUCUUAUGUGUACAUUACAAGGUCUUCUUGCCACUGACUAAAUGAAAUAACCACUGCAGUAUCAAGGUUUUAACUACUGUCAAUGUUCUUUGUGGGCUAUCAUUAUCUCUUCUUCAGCUACAUGUACUGCUCUAAAGUACCAACCCACACUCCCAUGAAUAAGUAACCUACAUACUCUACUGCUAGUUACCAUUUGCAGUGAUGUUAUUCACAGGGUUUUUAAAAAAAUAAUUCCCCUCCUUACCCCUUCUUAGAAUGUGAAAAAUAGGAUAGAGAUGGAAAGAGAAUAUAGCAUCACAAUUUGCUACAUGGCAGUGACAAUUCAGCUAUCACCACAUUAAGUCAUUGCUUGAUUGAUCUCCGGCCAGGUGGAAGUCUAAUAUUCCUGACUCGCAGGGACUGCUGUGCACGCAGUUUAAAGAAUGGGGAAAUGAUAGGUUACAUGUUUUGAAUGUAUUCAAACGAGGGAUAUGCAUAAAGUGUACCUUUUUAAAACAAGAUUGUAAGAUACGUUUUAAUUUUAAACAAUUGUGCCAAAGUUAGAAGUGACAAGUUCAUACAAUUCCAUUUAUUUUGUUUUCAGAGGAAAAUAACAUUUUAUAAACUGAUGUUUUAAUUUGUUUGAACUCUGGGCUAGCAGUUGGCCACAACCAUGUUCACGUUUAAAAUUUUCUGCCAGUCAAGGCAAGUAUAUUACAUUGAAACAGUUGUGAUCUAACACAGUACAUUGUCUUAAGCUGGUAAAUAACAUAAUCUUAAAUCUCACGUGCUGUAAAGAUCCAAUUAAAAAGAAUGUGAUAAAACAAGAUUGAUUUCUGAGUUUUUAAUAUGGCUAGGAACAUUCCAAGUUAUGCAUCUAAAAUUUAACGUGAUUGUACAAAAUAGGUGGCGAUGUAGCCUGUUUCAUGCUCCAAUGAAAAUCAUGUGAAGUUCCUGAAAAAAUUAGAAACAAAAAGAUUCAGUGUGAAAUUACAGGUGGGGUACCAUGCAUUAGCUUGAUGUGAGGCCAAGAAGGUGUGACUACUUUGUAUAGUUUUAGGACAUAGUCAUGAUAAAAGGUCUUGUUUGAACCUAUUCAGCUGAAUUUCUGCCCCUCUAGUGGACCUGAAAUCACUGUCUGAAGUAACCUACAACAUAUUCAGUGACUAUUAAUGUGUUGUUUAUCCUCUUUGUCCUCAACCAGUUUUUAAGACAAUGUGAGACAUUCCAUCUUCCCCAUUGCCCCAUUUCUGUGGAGAAACCUUGUGUGAUUGUGACACCACCUUAUCCUGCCUCAUUAUGUCACCACCACAAUUCCCCCAAGAAUCAGGCCCAUUUACACUUCUUCAUCUUUGCUUUUAUAUAUAUGUUAAUGACACUCUGCUCUAUCACCUCUCUUAACCUUACAUCUACACAUGAUGAACUGAAAAAAUGUAUUAGAUAUGUUGUCUGAACUUGAAGUUGAUAAAAAUAGCAGGACCAGAUGAGAUGCUGAGGAAAGUAACUGUAGAAAUUAUGGAGGCACUGGCCUUCAUUAUUUUCCAGUCUUUCUUGAAGUCUGGAGGAUUGGAGAAUUGUAAAUGUUGGACUUUUGUUAAAAGAGUAUAAUGAUAAGCUCAGCAACACUUAGGCCAGUUAAUUUAACUUUGGUAGGGAAUCUUCUAGAAACAAUACUUCAGGGGAAAAUUAAUAAUCACUUGAGCACGUGUGGAUUAAUAAAGGAACGCCAACAGAGGAUUUUUAAAUUGCUGGCAUUUUUAAAAGAGAUAACAAAGAGAACUAAUAAAGAUAAUGCUACUGAAA